Didymosphaeria variabile is the source of this 1407-nucleotide messenger RNA. RefSeq lists its product as uncharacterized. The record is from RefSeq and is a predicted model, not a curated record. The coding region runs from base 1 to 1407 and encodes 468 amino acids. The transcript is spliced from 2 exons. Lineage: Eukaryota; Fungi; Ascomycota; Dothideomycetes; Pleosporales; Didymosphaeriaceae. Gene Ontology annotation, molecular function: heme binding; iron ion binding; monooxygenase activity.
AUGCAGUCACUUUUGCUUAUCGUCGGCACGCUGCUCGCCUGCCAUGCGAUCUAUCUCUUCAUCCGGAGGCGCAUGCGCGCGAGGAACCUGCCCCCAAAGUAUUGGACCUUCGACCCGUUCAUGAACUUCGACUGGAUUUUCUCGACAGCUCUCAACGCGAAGAAACAGCUUGACCUCUUCGAGAAAUAUGGCGAUACUUAUCGGCUGCCCAGAGUGAUGAAUCCUAUGUCCGCCAUCGUAACAUGCAAUCCCAGCAACGUGCGUACGAUCAUGGCAGGAAAAGACUGGGGCAUUGAGUUCCGCCAGGCAGGUAUGGGGCAGAUGCUCGGGAGUGGAUUCAUCUGCAACGACGGGGACGAAUGGAUGAGAAGCAGGAAGAUGUUGAGACCAGCGUUCAACAGGCCGAACAUUGACAACUUCGACGUGUUGGAAGGAGUCGCGGACAAUAUCAUCGCAACGAUCGAAGCUGCGAACGGGAAGCUCAUGCACUCGUCUAUGCAUUUCAUCCUUGGAAUCGAUUCGACUGAGAAGAACGAUGGCAGACCUAUGGAUGUGCAAAUGUUCAAUAAACUCUGGCAAGAGGGCCUUCUCGGAAUGGGCAUUCGACUCUUGCUAGGAGAGACCUUUUCUAAAUUGUUUCUUCCCCAAGCACGGUACCGGCAUGUGUGUAAUCAGCUUCACAGCUUCAUCGACUUUGCAAUUUAUAAAUGCAAGACAGAAAACUCAGACCCGACAAAGAAGACGAAGACCAUGGCCGAAAUUGUAGCACCCCAAGCUAAAGAUCGAGCCGAUGCCCGUAGCCAACUCGCACAGACAAUGCUAGCGUCGCAAGACACGACUGGCGUGCUGAUAUGUAACACUAUUCACCUCUUGAGUACCCAUCCAGAAGUAUGGGCUCAGCUUCGCAAAGAGGUUUCCUCCGCAAACCCUGAAUUCCUUACGUGGGACGGUCUCCGCUCAAACACCACAAUUCAAAACAUACUCUCGGAAACACUGCGCCUACGACCUGUGUUCCCGCAAAUCGGCCGCGCCGCGAUCCGCGACACGUUCCUUCCCUCUGGCGGCGGCCCUGACCAUGAUAAACCGCUCCCCGUACCCGCUGGGACCUUCGCAAUAUCAAAUACGUGGGGCUUGCAUGUUUCAAAAGAGAUCUAUGGAUCUGAUGCGAACGAGUGGAGGCCAGGGAGAUGGAAUAACUUCAAGCCUGGUAAUCAGGAGUUCGUGCCUUUUGGGGCUGGACCCAGGGCUUGUCUGGGAAAGGAAAAGGCGUUGGUUGAGGCAGCAUACCUACUUGCUAGGCUGGUAAGGAGGUUUGAGAGCUUGGAGGACCGGACACCAGAGUGGAAGCCUGAUGCGAGUUUCUCCAUGAAGAACAGAAAAGGCUAUGAGAUCACCUUCAACAUAUAG